UCGUAACGGCUGAACUCAUUUUCUUGAGUCAUGUAUGAUAAAUCACUUUGAAAUGAAAAAUUAACAAAUAUCUUGUAAUUAAUUAAAAGUUUUUUAGGUAAACUAACAAAUAAAUAAAUAAAUUAUAGAAUAAAAUAAAAAUGCAAGUGUAUUCGUAUAUAUUAUAUUUUUGUGCUCCGUUUCUCUUGGCCGGCAGUGUCAAUGCCUUAACACAUAGACGUAAUAACACAGUGGAAGGAUAUCCAGUUUCAUUUUUAACUGAAGACUGUCCAGGUUCGAUGAAACCUGUAAUAAUAUCAAAAAAUAGAUUAAGAUUCAUCAAAUUCUAUAUUUACGGAUAUAGAUCUCAUAUGAUAAAAUCAAAAAAAGUGUAUACUUACAAUAUGAUGAAGCAGCUGGCGGCUGACCCUGAUAUGGACUGGAGCAAACGCACAUUGUUGUAUGUGCCUGGUUGGAUGGACAAUAUUUACGCUUUUCCAAUGGGAAGAAUCAUGAAAGUGCUUUACAAAAGAAUGGGAUAUAAUGUUAUUAUACUCGAUGUAAUUAAGUUUAACACAGAAGAAUACCCUAUAGCGGUACGACUGAUGUAUACUGUCGGGGAUCUUGUAGGUGAGAUGCUCGCUAAACUCCAUGCAUUCCAGCCCAAAUUCGACCCCAAAAAACUGGACCUGCUGGGUCUCAGUCUUGGAGGUCAUACCAUGGGGUUCAUAGCCAAGGGCUUUUAUAAACGAACAGGUAUCAAAGUAGCGAGGCUAACAGGCAUGGACCCCGCCGGGCCGUGCUUCAAGAACAGAGGUCCUGAGGGCAGAGUUGACGAAAGUGACGCUGACUUCGUUGAUUUGAUUCUAACUAACGUAGAUAUGUUCGGAAUGGCUGUUCCAUCUGGCACUGUUAGUAUUUACGUUAACGGUGGAGAGUACCAACCAGGAGACUUUUAUUGGAUGUACUGCGGUCCUUUUUGCAGUCACGCUCGGAGUUUUGAACUUUGGAUAGCGGCUGUUGCGAAUCCUGAUGCUUUCAUCGCCCUUAAAUGUGACUCUGUACAAGAUGCUCGAGACAAAAAGUGCUUUGAUAGAAAGCCUAUGGAAACUAUCAAAGUUGGGCCUAAUAUAGAUAGAAGUGCUAAAGGCAUUUAUUAUUUAUCUACAAGUAACUAUUAUCCUUAUGCAUUAGGUGAAAAGGGAUUGAAGAAAGAAACAGAUUACGUUUGGAACAAACUGAUCAAAAUGAAUGAUGACGAAGUAUUAACGUUAUGAUUGAUUUGAGUAUUAUUAAAAUUUUGACAAUUU
Messenger RNA from Plodia interpunctella (Indianmeal moth), 1289 nucleotides. RefSeq names its product pancreatic lipase-related protein 2-like. The record is from RefSeq and is a predicted model, not a curated record. Gene Ontology annotation, molecular function: lipase activity. NCBI's taxonomy places the organism in Eukaryota, Metazoa, Arthropoda, Insecta, Lepidoptera, Pyralidae. The coding region runs from base 141 to 1256 and encodes 371 amino acids. Gene Ontology annotation, biological process: lipid catabolic process. The transcript has 4 exons.